Nicotiana attenuata is the source of this 813-nucleotide messenger RNA. RefSeq lists its product as uncharacterized. The transcript is spliced from 3 exons. The record is from RefSeq and is a predicted model, not a curated record. Lineage: Eukaryota; Viridiplantae; Streptophyta; Magnoliopsida; Solanales; Solanaceae. Bases 1 to 813 code for a protein of 270 amino acids.
AUGCCAGAAUUCACACAAGCUUACACAUAUCAUUCUGAGCUUAUUCCUACAGAAGCUACACAACCUACUACUCAACAAAUAUCAGUCAUACAACCAACAAUAGUUCAAGCACCACAGUCUGCUCCUACUAAUCUCCCAGAUCAACCAGAUAUGAGAUGUCAGGCUGAGAUUGAAGCUUUACAAAACAACCACACAUGGGACAUAGUAAUAGUGCCUACUGAUGACAUGCUUGUCACUGGUGAUUCUCUAAAACUAAUAGAGGAAACCAAAACACAUUUGCAACAGUCUUUCAAAAUGAAAGACCUAGGAGAAUUGGAAUACUUCUUAGGUAUAGAGUUUGCUAGAUCAAAACGAGGAAUUCUUAUAACAACAGAAUAUGAUGAAUAUCUCAGGAAAACUAAGCCUACUACUUUGGUGGAUGAAGAACUGUCAAACUCAACUCCUUAUCAAAGGCUGAUACGUAAACUCCUAUGUCUAACAAUGACAAGGCCAAACAUUUCAUAUAAUGUACAAACACUAAGCCAGUUUAUUCACAGACCAAAGAAAUCUCACAUGGAAGCAGCUUUAAGAAUUGUAAAGUACAUCAAGAAUAGUCCAAGACAAGGAAUACUACUCUCUAGCAAAUUCAACAACAAUAUUUUAGCAUAUUGUGAUGCAGACUGGGCUGCCUGCCCAUAUUCAAGAAAAUCUAUUUCAGGUUAUCUAGUCAAGUUUGGACACACCUUAAUAUCAUGGAAAUCAAAGAAGCAAACUACAAUUUCAAGAAGCUCAGCAGAAGCUGAGUAUAGAAGUCUUGCAAAAACUGUGGCAUAA